Messenger RNA from Ornithodoros turicata, 498 nucleotides. RefSeq names its product piggyBac transposable element-derived protein 4-like. NCBI's taxonomy places the organism in Eukaryota, Metazoa, Arthropoda, Arachnida, Ixodida, Argasidae. The record is from RefSeq and is a predicted model, not a curated record. The transcript has a single exon. The coding region runs from base 1 to 498 and encodes 165 amino acids.
AUGAAUUUCGACAAGCUGGUGUCAGACGUUUUAGUAAAGGAAACCAUUCGCUACUGUGAACAGAAGGGGAGCCUUUUCACAACUUCGGAUGAUGAGAUGAGGACCUUUCUGGGAAUGAACCUAAUUAUGAGUUUGCCGGCACUGAUGAAUUACUCGUCGACUCUGCCUAAUCUGGGUGUUCCAUACGUUUACAAUGUUAUGCCACUUCACCGCUUUGAGCAAAUCAGGGGUGCCCUCCACUUUGCAAACAACGAGUGUCAGCCCGGCAGACGCGACCCAGAGUUCGACAGGGCUUACAAAGUGCGACCUCUGAUCACUCACUGUAAUGAGGCGUUUCAAGCGGUACUAGCCCCUACAAAGCUGCAGUCCAUAGACGAGCACAUGAUCAAAUUCAAGGGGCACAACAUCAUGAAACAAUAUCUAAAAAAUAAGCCUAUCCGCUGGGGGUUCAAGAUGUGGUGCCGCUGUGACUCCGAAACCAGAUACCUCUUUCAGUGA